AUGGACAUGGCGACCGCCCCCUCUCAAAUUCGCUUAUCAAGCAACAACAGCACCAACAACGGCAACACCAACAAGGGCGACAAUAACGACGACCACUUACACGCCCUGGACGUAUCAGAGAUCCGCUCCCUCAUAGCCGAAUAUCUUACAAAACAAGACCUCGGCGUUUGUAUCCUCGUCUGCAAGAAGUGGUCCCUCGAUUUCAUCCCCCUCUACUGGCGCACCAUCUCUGUCCAACCCCACAGAGUUACCCGAUACCCCGAAUCUGUCCUCCGUCAACACGGCCAACAUCUCCGCAUCCUCUAUGCUGGCCGGAUCGAGGAGACGUCUGUCUUUAACCAGGCCUCGGUCGAUCAAUUGCAGUUCCUGGAGAUCUCGACUUGUGGCUCUAAGGAGCGUGAGGAUGGGGGGAGAGGGUGUCUGCAAGAGAUUGUUUAUAGGAACCGGAAGGGUUUGAUGGGACUGCAUUGGAGGUGCUUUGGAAGGGAUACGACGAUGGAGCGGUCUUUUCGGAUUUGGCCGGCGAUGUUCCAGGGUCUCCAGGCGUUGGUUGAGUUGGAGUUGAGCAAUUGGUCGUUGUCGAGGGUGGACUUUUUGAGGAUGUUGAUCUCGUGUCCGAUGCUCAGGAAGCUGACUUUCCAGGCUGUUGAGGAUAUUCGGGAGGCCGGUGGAGGGAGACAGGGUCAGAGAUCCAAUUUACAGCAUCAUGGAGAAACCGUCAGGACGACGACGGCAGCAACAACGACGGUACCAGAUGUCAGUCAAGGCAACAACAACAUUGCGAAUCCUAGGAAAACACCGCCUCAAGAGGACGAGCGACUACUGGAAUUCCAACACACCACCCUCGACUCGCUAAUCUUCAUCGGUGAACUCAUCCCAUCCUUCCUACAACACGUACCCAAUAUCACACACCUCGAGAUCAUGAACAUCAUGCAAGGCGACUUCAAGGACAUUGACGAACAAGUAACAACAAAGCACUGCUGUACAGGAGUCACCCACCUCACUCUUUUAACAGACUGUUCGGCCCCGCUUCGGUACCUCUCGACAGUGAUGGUCAUGUCGACGUUGGUCUUUUUUGAAGGGAUCGUGCCCUUUCCAGUGCUAGACGACUUUCUGGAACUCAUUCUUCGGGCUCACUCUCAGACCAUUGAAACUUUACUCUUGCGCGAGAUGAACCCAUUUCAACAAUCAGGAUUUCAGUUUAAUAUCUGGAGAUUCUUUGAGUCUUGUCCUCGGCUGGUCAAACUGGAGAUCCCGUACUCGCUAAGGAACUGUGUCGGCCUUGCUAUUGUGAACACGAACGACAAUCUGCCUCACCCUGCUUACCCACAUCACGACUACUACGACAACAACAACGUCAGCAACGGCAACCAUAUACCAACAAUGGAAGUUCCACCCUUCUCAGAAGCGACUCUGGAACUAAAACUCUACGAACCCACACGAGAAUGGGUCUGCAAGGACCUUCGACGACUGCAACUGCGGAUCGAGGAUAUGGACCAAACAAGAUCCAUGCAACAGAUUCCGUUCGAUCUCUGUGUCGACAGACUAUUGCCCCCCGAACAGAAACGUGACAACUCUCGCAGAACCCGUUCGGUACUGGAGAGGAUGAUCUUGGAGCGACUAUCUGGAUUGGAGAAGCUGGAGGCGUUGAAUAUUGGUGGAGGGUGGUACACUCUUACCGCGAGGAAGUCUUAG
This is a messenger RNA of Linnemannia hyalina, 1695 nucleotides long. The record is from the annotation of a GenBank genome assembly. Lineage: Eukaryota; Fungi; Mortierellomycota; Mortierellomycetes; Mortierellales; Mortierellaceae.